Messenger RNA from Serpula lacrymans var. lacrymans S7.9, 445 nucleotides. RefSeq lists its product as uncharacterized. Lineage: Eukaryota; Fungi; Basidiomycota; Agaricomycetes; Boletales; Serpulaceae. The record is from RefSeq and is a predicted model, not a curated record. The annotation marks the transcript as partial. The transcript is spliced from 5 exons.
GGAGGCCUGAUGCUUUCCCUCCGUUCUCACACCAUCAACACAGGAUAGUUACUGUUCCUUGACUUUAACACUGCCUGUGUGAGUAUAUUUAUUCGUCGUCUACUGACUGAUGCUCUAUUCCAUAUCUGCCAUGCCCCCCAUUCCUAUCCCACCGUCAACGUCUCCCUACGCUGACAGCGAACUAGAGAGAUCCGAUGAAAAACUUGCUCUCUUUGCGUCUGUGAAUGCAAAACAGUGCGUUAAAGAUGUCGACGAUGUCCAACAAGGUAUUGAGCAUUCCGACCGCUCGAGUAGAGACAAUCAAGUUGAAAAUGACAGUUACGAGCUUGUCCCAGGAUCCCUUAAGCGACGUGUGCAAGCAGCAGAAGAAGAAAGCCCAAUAAAAGAGCCACAUUUAUUGAAGGUUGACGCAAACGGGUUGGCCAUAUUCCAAGGAACUCCCUGG